AUGUCGGCCUCAAUCCUCCGCGUCGCCGCCCGCGGCCCCGCCACCACCUUCUUCCGCGCCAACACCCUCCGCUCUGCCACCCAGCCGCUGACUGCCCGCGCAGCCGUUUUCGUGCCUGGUCUUCUGGCUGGCGUCCCUUCGGCCAAGAACAGCUUCAGCAGCACCGCCCGCGCUCGCUCCGAGCACGGCGAGGAGACCUUCGAGGAGUUCAGUGCUAGGUACGAGAAGGAGUUCGAUGGUGUUCAGGAUGUUUUCGAGCUUCAGCGCAACCUCAACAACGCCUUUGCCUACGAUCUCGUCCCAUCUCCCUCCGUCCUCACUGCUGCGCUAAAAGCUGCCCGGAGGGUCAACGACUACCCUACUGCUGUGCGGAUCUUCGAAGGCAUCAAGGCCAAGGUCGAGAACAAGGGCCAGUACCAGCAAUAUCUCGAUGAACUAAAGCCUCUGCGGGAGGAGCUCGGCGUCCUGCUGAAGGAGGAUCUCUACCCGGAGGAGGCGUCGUCUUAA
Phaeoacremonium minimum UCRPA7 is the source of this 507-nucleotide messenger RNA. RefSeq names its product putative cytochrome c oxidase polypeptide vi protein. The transcript has 4 exons. The record is from RefSeq and is a predicted model, not a curated record. Bases 1 to 507 code for a protein of 168 amino acids. Gene Ontology annotation, cellular component: mitochondrial inner membrane. Gene Ontology annotation, biological process: mitochondrial electron transport, cytochrome c to oxygen. Lineage: Eukaryota; Fungi; Ascomycota; Sordariomycetes; Togniniales; Togniniaceae.